Messenger RNA from Catharus ustulatus (Swainson's thrush), 3409 nucleotides. RefSeq names its product G protein-coupled receptor 83 (gene GPR83). Gene Ontology annotation, molecular function: neuropeptide Y receptor activity. Gene Ontology annotation, cellular component: membrane. Gene Ontology annotation, biological process: neuropeptide signaling pathway. Bases 494 to 1762 code for a protein of 422 amino acids. The record is from RefSeq and is a predicted model, not a curated record. The transcript has 4 exons. NCBI's taxonomy places the organism in Eukaryota, Metazoa, Chordata, Aves, Passeriformes, Turdidae.
GAUUUGAUCUGUCCUGUGAAAGAGCAGAGCUGGCACACACGCUCUGCUGCUGGUGUAUGAACAGCACGGAAUUUGCUUGAGCUGGGCUGCUGGUAGAGAAAACGGAUUCUGCCAUCUGAAGAAGAGUGCUUUUGCCUUUGCCACCGAUGUACUUACCUCGGAGUAGCACCCGGGAGCGCAACUGCGAGGAAAUGCAGCACGUCAGAGCACAAAUUAUGUCAUGCAGCCAAUGACUGCAGAAGAUCCCGGCUCAGAGCUUGCCUGGGGAUAUAAAGCUGGCUGAAGGAGCAAAAGUAGCGACGAGCUGAGCAGGAGAGAAGCACAUAGCAGGAGGCAGGAGCAUCUCCCCUCCGGCUGCUCGCGUACCUCGUUUGCAGCCCCCGAGCGCGCCGGGGCUGAGCGAGGCGGGAGCGGCUCUCCCGGCACACGGAGCGAGUUCUGCUCUCGCAAAUGAGCUCUUCCAGAGCCGGAGCGGCAGAGCGGCGUCCCAGAGAUGCUGUCCUGCUUUGUCUGGCUCGCCCUCCCCGACUUGGUUAAUGCCUUUGUGACCCCAAAGCUGCCCCUCAAUGGGAGCCUGGAGGAGACUUUUGUAGCCCCGAACGUGUCGGGUUUCUUUUCCUGGGAUAAUGAGAGCCUGGCGGACUGGCGGAGCUUUGUGGACAGGAGCCGCUACGGAGCGGAGUCGCAGAGCACCACGGUGAAAGCCUUGCUCAUCGCGGCGUACUCCUUCAUCAUCGUCUUCUCCCUCUUCGGCAAUGUCCUGGUCUGCCACGUUGUCAUCAAGACGAAGCGGGUGCACUCUGCCACCAGCUUGUUCAUCGUGAACCUGGCUGUGGCCGAUAUCAUGAUCACCCUCCUCAACACACCCUUCACGCUGGCUCGUUUUGUGAACAGUACCUGGAUCUUUGGGAAGGGGAUGUGCCAUGUCAGUAGGUUUGCACAGUACUGCUCCCUCCACGUCUCUGCCUUGACCCUUACAGCCAUUGCUGUGGACAGACACCAGGUUAUAAUGCACCCCCUGAAACCUCGCAUAUCAAUUGGAAAAGGUGUCAUCUAUAUCUCCAUAAUCUGGAUCAUGGCAACUUGUUUUUCCCUACCACAUGCUAUCUACCAAAAGCUCUUUACCUUUGAAUACAGUGAGGAUGUUACCCGGUGCCUGUGUCUGCCAGAUUUCCCUGAGCCUGCUGACCUCUUUUGGAAGUACCUUGAUUUAACAACCUUCAUUUUGCUCUAUGUCUUGCCCCUUCUGAUCAUCUCUGCUGCCUACAUGACGGUGGCAAAGAAGCUCUGGCUGCGCAACGUCAUCGGGGAUGUCACCACCGAGCAGUACUUCGUCCUUCGCAAAAAGAACAAGAAGACCAUCAAGAUGCUGAUACUCGUUGUCAUCCUCUUUGCAGUUUGCUGGUUCCCCUUGAAUUGCUAUGUGGUCCUCCUCUCCAGCCAGACCAUCCGCACCAACAACGCCCUGUACUUCGCCUUCCACUGGUUUGCAAUGAGCAGCACCUGCUACAACCCCUUCAUCUACUGCUGGCUCAACGACAGCUUCCGAUCGGAACUAAAGGCUUUGCUCAACAUGUGCAGAAAACCCCCCAGGCCCACGGAGCAGAGGCUCCCCUCCACUGUCCCAUCCUACCGACUGGCUUGGCCAGAAAAUGGCAACUUCAAGAGGUUGCAGGCCUCCCAUGUGCUUCCACCAUCCUCCACCAUCCAGUCAGGGAAGACAGACAUCUCUGCAGUUGAGCCAAUAGUAGCUGUGAGUUAAACAGUGACCUCGGACUGCACAUAAAUUUGGCAAGAGCUAAAACAGUGGAAGAUGUGGAGCCCUGGGCCACACAACAGGUGAUAAAACCAAGAAGGAGGUUCUGCAGGAGGCAGCAUGAAAGACCUGCAUGUUUGAUGCAGGUUGAUGACAAUGGUGUGGAGACCCUACAGGGGAGAAAGUAAACUCUUCCCAGGAAGGAACUUUUGUCUUUGUCAAGGUGACUUUGGACUGGCUCACAGAAUAGGAUUCUCUGCAUGUGUGUUGCUGUUACCUGCAUGACUAAGCCUUUUUAGAACUAGGACUGUGGGUGUGUUUUCCUGGUACUUAAACAACAGCGACAUCACAUCAGAUCUCCCUUCCCCUUUUCUGAGUCUCCUCGUGGCAACCUGGAAAUGAUUGAGAUGUUGACCUUUAUGUUGCUAUCUGAUCCAGUGCAACUGGGUAGGAAAGCAUUCUUUCUGAACUGGAGUCUGAAAAGUAAAGACUUUUUCAGAGUGAAUGAACAGAUCUAUUCCAUAAAUCCUUUUUUAAGAUCAAUUUGAAGAAAAGUGGAUGCCUAUCCUUAAAGCAAGUUGAUGGUUUUUCUUCAAAUAGAUAACUAAACCUAAAAAUCAUACAAAAAGUUGGACAUGCCAUUCACAGUUGGAGAAUGGAUAAUUAAGUGCUACUGUGGGUUUGGACUAAAAGCUUUUAUCAAAGCAUCUUUGCAUCACUGUCAAGUUGCAGCUAAAGGAUCACACAGUUCGACUUUUUAACUUGCCUUUGAAUGUUGCUCUCUUACCCUGUAAAGCACCUGUACACUUGUCACUUCAGACAUUUGGGACAUUUAAUUCCAACUAAGAAGUUAGCUCUCUGGAAUGAGUUCAUAAAUGAACUGCUUUGAGAGACCGUAUCUCUGACAGCAAGUAAUAAAAGUGGAACAUUUGACAGCAAGUUAUCCUCUGGCGAUGACACAAUCUUGGUGCAUUUGAAGAUAGCUGAGAUGUGUCCUAUUUGGAGUGGCUAAGAAACUGCAAGUGUCUGAAGUAGAUUUCAGAACUUAAUGUUCUUAGCAGAAGAAAAUAUGGGUUUGAGCAACAAAAAACUGUACCUUAUAUUGCACAGAAAAACAAACCUCCUCAUGCUGUGGAAAUUAGCUUGAGUAUCACACCAGGGUGCCCCAUUCCACAUUUAACUUGCAGCAUUCAGCAGUGAAGUGAGAAAAUCUUACUAUAAAUGAAAAAAAAAACCAAAAAAACAAAAAAAGUGAAGCUGUGUAUCUCAGUGUCCUGUAAUAAACUUACAGUUCUGAAAUAAUUUAAAGCUUUGUGUAGGGUUUUCACACUUCAGUAUUUAAAGAGACUGAAGUAUCUACCACUCCUUGCAGCUAGCCUGCCCUUGCGCAAGCGGUUAUCAGUCUCUCACUGUGAAUCCAGUGCUAUCUUACUGCCCUUUAUCAAUGCUCCUGGAGUCAGAAUAUUUUGUAUCACUGAUCUGCAGAGUCAAACCUUUCCUCCUUCUUUCUUUGACCCCUUACACCAAGUCCCAUUUCCUCCCUCAACACCUGCAACAUAUCAACCCUGAAUUGUUAAAGUAGUUGAACUGAAUGAUCACUCCAGGUCCCUUCCAAAUGAACUAUUCUAUUCUAUUCUAUUCUAUUCUAUUCUA